Molecule: messenger RNA, 1052 nt
Organism: Oppiella nova
Lineage: Eukaryota; Metazoa; Arthropoda; Arachnida; Sarcoptiformes; Oppiidae
Source: the annotation of a GenBank genome assembly
CCAAAGUCAAGUGCGUUUGAUAGCCGCAUACAAUGGCAUAUAGUGUUAUGAAACUAGCUUUAUGUUUGUGCGUGAUUUUAAUUUUGCAAAAUGAACUUGGUCAUAAAGUUGAUGGUCAGCGUAAUCAGUGUAACGCCAGUGGUUUGAAACGGUUGGACGAAUUGGUGGCAAAGUUCGUGACAAUUGGCAACUCUGGCCGAAAGUUCCCGGAGUCUAAGGGACAGGCGUUGCAAAAAUAUUGCGACCAAGAGACCAAAACACUAUCGGAAAUUGAAAAGUACAAAAACAAUUGUUUCCAAAAUCUGAGCAAGCAAGUGUUUGGCAUAUACAUCUACUCGUUUAAGGGGGUGAUCCGAAAUUUUUGCUCUAAAAAGGAGUCCAAGCGCCUGGAUGAAAUAAUAGCGUGCACACCCUGUAUGAAUAAAUACAGCAAUGUCAUUGGCAAAUGUUACGACACUAUUAUUAAUGAGUUAUUGGGUGCUAAAAAUGCACCAGAAAAUAAACGCAUACCCCACAUGUGCUGUUGCAACGAUUACCUAAAAUACCUGAAAUGCUGUGAGGAUGGGUUAGCCGGCAAAUGUGAGCCCAAACACAUCGAGACUGGCAUCUGGUUCACCAAAAUGGUGUUCGGCGACGCUAUUAACCUAUUGUGCGGUGACUAUACCGAGGAGUCCGAUAAGUGCAGUAAACUAGAGCACCUGGAGGUCAGGGCUCAAGUGAAGAAAUGUGACGCAAAUAAUUUGCGCAAGGUUGAUUUGAGUGUGGCCAGGAUUAUUACGAUUGGAAACUCUGGGCGACAGUUCCCCGAGAAUAAGGGGGUUGACCUGAAAAAGCAAAACUUAAAUUAUGUAAAAGAUAUCGAAAAGUAUAAAAAUAAAUGCUUUAAGGGACUCACCAAACAAGUAGCCAGCAUACUUAUCUACUCGUUAAAGCACGCUAACUUUUGUACAUUUCAGAACUCAAUCGCCCAGUUAUGUAGCAAAGAGUCCAAAAAGCUGGAUGAGCUCAUAGCCAGCACCAAAUGUAUCAAUACGGCCACACCGGAAAUCAAC